AUGGAGAAUGGAAAGGGAGGGUCCAGAAAAGGCCGGAGGUUGGCAUCCAGUCGCCGGAGGCAGAUCCGAGAACCGGCGGAUGGUCAGGAUGCCCCCGCGGCCCCAGAGCCCGAGACCUGGCCGUCUCAUGCUGAUGAAGAGCUGCAGUCCUUCUUCCGAGACUGUGGUGCCAAAGAGAGGGGCUUUGUCACCCGAGAGGACCUGGAGGAGGCCAAGUUCAGCUUCGUGGGUAGCAAGGAGCCGCAGAUGAUCUUUGACUGGGUAGACACCGAGAACAGGGGCCGGCUGUCGCUGGAAGUAUUCAGCUCUGGACUCAAAAAUGUCCUUGGUUCGAGCCCCAGUACCCACAGGCUCCGCAGAAAGCGGCCCACACUCUCUCAACCAGUAUCUGUGACCUUCAGCUUGCCUGCCCUCGAGGAGGCCGAUGCCGAAGAGAAGGAAGCCUUCCGGGCGCUUGUAGAACAGAUGGGGACCGGCCACUCCCUUUCUGAGCAGGCUGAGAUCUGGAAGCUGUGGAGGGAGCUGCGGCAGGAGGAACCCCAGCUGGCAGGCGAUCUGGAGGGCUUCCUGGCCAAGAUGAGCAGUCGUCUGCAGGAGGCGUGGGCUGACCGGGAGGCCCUGGAGUGGACGCUGAGGAAGCGAGACUCUGACCAUCUCCACAAUGUGAAGCAGCUGUAUGAGGAGGCGGAGGAGCAGAUCCGCAGGGAGAAGCAGCAGCUGCAGGCCCAGAGUGACUCCCGGGGCAUGGCCCUCAGUACCCACAUGCAGGAGGCUCUGGAGGCCAAGGAACAAGAGGUUCAACGGUUGGUGGAGGGCCAGAGAGAGCUGGAGGCGCAGCUCCUCCACCUCAGCAGCACCCAGCAGGAGGCCAGCUGGGAGAAUGUGCAGCUGCGGGAAGCUGAGCGCAGCCUGGCUGGACAGCUGGAAGAGGUGCGGGGGCAGCUGCAGGUGACAAGGGGACAUCUGGAUACUGCCAGGGGCCGAGUGUCCUGGCAGGUGGAGGAAGAGCCAAGUGUCCCCAGAGAAAAUAAGAAGGCCCCAGACCCUCAGGCUGUCCCCACUGAGGAGGCCCCACUGCCUGAGCUGUUUGGGGACAAUGAUGACUGGGACCAGCUCCUGAACAGCUUUGGAGAACGUUCCCGCAGGACCCUGCAGCUUUGCUGGAGCCCACCCUCAAGCCCGAGUGGCGCCUCAGGCCCCCAGACUCCCCGAAUUGUUAGGCAGAUCUCCAUUUCCAAGCUGCCUGCUUUACAGUUUGCUCAGGAGCCAACCUCAGAUCCAGACCCGGGUCUGAGAAGCCCUGCUGGGGUGCCUCCCAGUACCAAAGAUAGGAGAGGGGUGGAGGACCCCGAGGGUCAGGGCAGACAGGAUGGCGGUUCUAAGCAGCCUUUGGACACCCCUGGCCUGGAAGCUAGAACUGAAUCCUCCUUCCUCUGGACCCUGCCAGGAGCCCGGGCUGGGGAGUCUGAGAGCGUGGGAGCAGAGGCUUUCAGAGUGCAGCUCGCUUCUGAGCCAGAGCCUCCUCCUCAAGGCCUUUCUCCUCCUCAGUCCCCAAGUGGGUCCAGAGAACAGUCUCAGGCCCCUGACCUCAGUGAUGAGAGCCUUUGGCCUGGACCUGAUCCAGCCAAGCUGCCCCUGGAAAGAGAGGUUCUGACAGAGGACCUGAAGCUGGGCUUAGAGUCCCAGGGAGCCAUGGUCCUCCCCGAGGGGGCUGCAGAGCCCUCCUCCCCGGACCUGGAGCCUGUGGGCCAGGUACCCACAGAGACACCAGUGCAGGGGGAGGCAUGCCUGGUUAGGCGGGAGGGUCAUCCUAGGGAUUUCCAAGAAGCCCAUGGCCAGGUGCUUAGGUUGGAUAGCCUGGCUACCCACCUCUGCCAGAGUCCCGAAGAGCAGCCCAGGCCAGAGGAAGGAAACUCAGGAGAGAGAGGCCAGGAGCACCAGGGGUCAGAACAGGCCGAUGAGGCUCACAGCCUCCAACCAGAAUCACCCCGAGAUGAUCUGCAGGAGCCUGACACAUCACAGGCUCCUGCAGAGACAGAAGGCCCUGUUCCUGGCAAAAUGUCUCCUCCAAGAGGCUCUCCCAUCAUGGGGCCUGGGGCUGGGCUUGCAGUGGGAGCCCCAGAGACCACACAAGCCCUCCUCACCUUGACUGAACUGGAAGCCCAGCCCAGGUCCAUGUCCAUGCCUGUUCAGGUGGAGAGCAAGCCAGGCACCCUUCAGCCCACGGAGCCAGGGGCAGAGAGCAGGCCGGAGGACCCAGGAACAAACUCAGGGGAGGCGGAACUGACUUCACCUGGGGACCUCACUGCUGGCAAGCCUCAGGAUGACCCCGACUAUCUCUACCACAUCAUCUUCCUGGGGGACUCCAAUGUGGGCAAGACCUCAUUCCUACACCUGUUACAUCACGAUGCCUUUGCCACCGGGCUGACAGCCACUGUAGGAGUGGAUUUUCGCACCAAAACUCUGGUGGUAGACAACAAAAUCUUUGCGCUGCAGCUGUGGGACACAGCUGGACAAGAGAGGUACCACAGCCUCACCACACAGCUACUUCGCAAGGCGGAGGGGGUGGUGCUCAUGUAUGACGUCACCUCCCAAGAGAGCUUCACCCACGUGCGUUACUGGCUCGACUGUCUGCAGGGUGCAGGUGCAGAUGGGGUGGCCAUGGUCCUGCUGGGAAACAAGAUGGACUGUGAGGAGGAGAGGCAGGUGCCCACUGAAGCCGGGAGAAGACUGGCCCAGGAGCUGGGGGCCUCCUUUGGUGAGUGCAGCGCGGCCCUGGGUCACAACAUCCUGGAGCCCCUGAUGAACCUGGCUCGGUCACUUAAGAUGCAGGAAGACCGCCUGAAGGCCUCGGUGGUGGAAGUGGCCCACCAGCAGCCACCGAAGAGAGCUGGCUGUUGCCGCUGA
Molecule: messenger RNA, 2907 nt
Organism: Onychomys torridus (southern grasshopper mouse)
Lineage: Eukaryota; Metazoa; Chordata; Mammalia; Rodentia; Cricetidae
Gene: Rab44
Product: RAB44, member RAS oncogene family
Exons: 13
Coding region: 1-2907 (968 amino acids)
Molecular function (GO): GTPase activity; GTP binding
Source: RefSeq, a predicted model, not a curated record